ACACUCGGCAGCUAUUGUUGACAGUAGUCCUUCGCCGCUGCUCGCUGCAAGUAGCGAUGUGUUCCAUAUUGAUCUUCGAGUCCUCGCGCUAGACUGCGCUCUGUGCCUGCCUGCUUGGGUCGUCAUUUGUUAAACAUUGCAGACGUCGACGAAAGAGCGAGGAGCGAGCGGACAGCAGCGCGCGACGGAUCGCAGCAGGAGAGUGGCAGCAGCGCAGACAGUGUGUCCGUCGGCAUGAGGAUUAGCGUGUGCGGCGGCGGCGUCGGCGGCUCAGCAGCACUCGGCGGCGGCGUCGACAGCGGCGGUGGCUGCGGCGGUGGCGGCGACGAGUCGGAGCAGGAGACAUGGAAGCAGCAGCGGCUACCUCUGCAUCGGCAGCCUACGGCCCACGGCAACGACUCGGCGCCGGCGCUCCAGCGACGCGCCAGGCCAGUGUUGGCCAAACCCUUGACGUCGUGAGAGCUCUACACCAGACGGUGAUAUCGCUGCGAACGGCACUGGACUCGUCGCGCGAGGAACUACGACGACUGAAAGAGACGACAACGUAUCCGAAUCAGAAAUACGGCGAAGCUGUCGAGAGACUGGCCAUUGAGAAUCACGUGCUUCGUAGCAGGCUACUUAGACAUGCUGCUGCGACCAACGGCAAGUGUUCGACCGACGCUGCGACCAGCCCAGCCAGCAGUCUCGUAAAAGCACACAGUGAACGUCUGCCGAAUCAAAAAUCGGACAAAAUGGAGUCCGACAGCACGGAGCAGACGCAGCGAACGAGCGACGAAACCGCGACGACGACAAGUACACGCCAAGACGAGGAAGAAGCCGUAGCAGCAGCAGCAGCACCCGUCGCCAAUAAUCCGGGCAGCGAAGAGAAGGCUGCGACUGCUGCUGGUCUCGCCACGGAGGACAGCGACGAGCCACGGCAGCGGCAACGAACCAGCAGAUUGAGUGGGCAAGGCGCCUCAAACGAGUCGGAAAAUGAAUGCGAAGAGCUCGACGACAUCGAGUUGAUUUUCACAACUGAGGAAACACACCGAGAUGUCGGUCUUCAGGAGGAUCUCGUGUCCAUUAGCGACACUGAGCACUGGCAGCAGCAACAGCGAACACCUACGCCGAUCGAGCCAACGAAAUCAAUCCUAAAGACCAGUCAAGCAAAGUCGGCCGACCAGCUGGAUUCGGUAUCGUCAACGGUUGGCCCAGCGUUGGCGUGCAACGGGACAACGACAGCUUCACUUGAAGAAGCGGCGUCGUCUCAAGGUAGCAGUAUCGACCGCGAGGAAAGCGUCGACAGGUUCGACGAGAGUUCGGCAAGUCGGUUGAACAAGAUGUGGUCGCAAUGCUCAGUGCUCGUCGAGACUGACAUCAGCAAGUGCGGCGUUCUCGAAGAAAUGGAUCUUCAGGCGAAAAACGCUCAGAGAAGGAAUACGUUGGCUGCUCCGCCCACUGCUUAUAGGCCGAUCAUCCACCGGGAAGCUCUGGCGGUCGGCCGGCGCAAGUCGGCGGCGCCCUUGCGGCCAGUGCUGGAUCGCUCGGCAGCGGCCGGGGGCGCGCGCCGCGAGUCCGGCGCCCAGACGGACAUCUCGGCGCUGCCGGCCCAGUGGCGCUCCGAGAGCUACCUCGCGCACAAGGUCGCCCACAGCUUCACCACGCUGCCCAGCAAGUUCGCUCUGCCGAGCGGCAUGCCGUCCGCGCGACUGCGGCUGUCCGACAAGACGAGGGAGGCUCGCCGGGUCCUGCUGUCGGACAUCAGCUUCACGAGCAUGGUGCCCGAGCUGUCCAGGAGCGCCGACCACUUGUGCCAGGAGCCACACAACCAGCCCCCGCAGGCCGGCUGCUGCGGCGCUCGGCCGCCCGGCGCGGACGCCCAGCGCACGCCCGAGAGCAGUCGCCGCGAGCUGUCCUGGGGCUGCCGCAGCGGCGCGGCCUCGGCGCUGCCCAGCCCGUGCGAGUGCCGCUCGGCCGGCGCCCGCUACUAUCGCGGCAGCAGCCUGACCUCGAUAGCGUCGCCCGCCGGCGAGUUCGGCCCGUCGAGGCGCCACUCGUGGCGGCCCAACGCCACGGCCUCGUUCGACGGCUGGCGAGCGGCCGCCGUCCUUCCCGUCAGUCAGACCUGCAGCGGCGCGGCCGGGCCAGGCCAGCUGGCUGGGCCCACUUGGUCGUCGAUGCCCUCCUCGCCGACGCACGUGCAGCCUCCUUCGGCGGCGUUCGUCGCUCGGCUCGCCGGCGAUCCGCCCAGCAGGACCAAGUCCAAAGUCACCUUUCAAGAUUGCCCGAUGAUCCGCGGUAGCCUGCCGAACCUUCGAAGCGAGUCGCUGGGUGAAACGAGCGGCGAUUCCACGGAAUCGUUGCUCGACGAGGCAGAAGAUUACUUGCGGCGUAGCAUCGAUUCGAUGCUCACGAUAACGAGUCCUCGCGGCGAAUCACAGCACCAGCAGCACCAGCAGCACCAGCAGCACCAGCAGCACCAGCAGCACCAGCAGCACCAGCAGCACCAGCAGCAGCACAGCGCCAGGAGGAGGCGGGCACGUCGACACUCCGAGCCCGACAUGCUGCGCGAAUGGCGCCCGCCCCAGCACGCCAGACCUUACUUACCAAAGACAGCUCGCGAUCUCAAAUUGGAUCACCUGGUUAAGCUGAUCUCUCCGGAGGGCAGAAUACUCCAGGGUCGAGUGCGCUACGUGGGACCUGUCACUGGCCGCGAGGACGUUCAUGUCGGUGUGCUACUUCCUACCGACAAUGGCAACUCCGACGGCACUUUUCAUGGCAGGCGAUACUUUGAUUGCAAGCCGCAGCAUGCGGUCUUCGUGCCGUUCAAGAAGGUCGUGUUGGCUUGGUGCACCACUUGACCCGAGGUUCAACCGCUAACGCCAUUGCCACCGCAGAUAUUGUUGUCUCAACACACCGUGUAAACUGGAUAUCCUUCUUCGAGGCGCAUGGGCUAUUCGAUGGAUCGUUCGCUUUCUUUUGUGUGUAGCUAGACAAUUCACAUUAUUGCAUCCAGAGAUUCCUUACGCGGGCGAGCUUCUGCUGUCGAUCGAUGUUGACCAUUGUGCACUUUCGCUCAAUCGAUAUGUAUAUAUCUAUAGAAGACACUCGGGCAAAGCAGGGUACCUCAGCGUUAUUAUCAGCAAUAAUUUCAUUCGGAUACAUCCUAUUCAAAUAUUGACCACGGAUUUUUAUUCUUUUUGGAAAAUCCUAUCCAAUUAUAUUUUGCUCAAAAUAUUUCUAUGUCAAAAACUCAUUCUUAGAGACAGUAAUCAUAAGAAGCCAACUUUCAGAAUUUAAAAAAAUCCAGGCAAAACAGGAUACCCACGAAAAUCGGCAAUCACUUCCUUCAGAGGCACGUGAACCACAUUCUGACAAUGGAUUUUUGUUUCUCUUAAAAAAUCUAUCGAUUUAAAAUUAUUUUAAACUGCUCUGAAUUUCUCUCUGUUUACGUACGCUGAGGGCAAUUUGUGGAUAUUUAAUUAAUUUAAAACGAGAUUGAAGCAAUAUUUAUGAAAAAGGAGUAUAUACCUCGCUUUGCCUAAAAGUCAUAUUCUUAAACUUUUUAUAUUAAAGUGGGUAGAGUUGAUAGAAAUAAAAUCUAAACAGCGUUGUAAAAACUGUAAAGACGUACUAAAUUGAUAGUUACCUAUGCUCUGUUUAAGCUUGAAGUUAAAAUUCGUUAAAAUUGCAAAGACUUUGGUAAAAAUGACGCUCUUUGUUCAAUCUGUAAUGCCGACUGAGUUUUUGUGCAACCAGCCGGAUCUAUACCCUUGAAGAGUACUUGUAAGAAUGCUGUUGGUCCGGUGAUGCGAAAGUAUUUUUAAAAAAAUCAUAGAGCUACCCUGUUUUACCUGUAUCUCCUAUAUGUAUAGGGGGGCGUGAGCAUAGAUGUUUGUACGAUCAUAUCGAGCCGCGCGCGAUCGACUUAUUCCCAUCAUGUAUGUACACAUGUGCGUAUCCAAUGAUGGGACGUCGCUGAUACGCGCGACAAGCAAGACGUGAGUACGUACAAUGUAUAUUUGACUUUGAGCAGGAUUGAGUCAUUGGCGGAUGCGCUGCUGUUACUAUGCCAAUGAUUGCUCUGCCUCGUGCGUAGGUACGAUGCGACGCUUCAAUUAUCUUAGCGCAUUUUUUGAUGUGCCGUGUUUUGCGAACAAUAUAUAGCUUUUCUGCAAUCGAAAGUACAAUUCUAACGCAUAUAUUAUAAUCUAUAUAUAUUUUUGAUGUAUUCUUCUAUAAUUUUCAAGAUAUCAUGUGUAUACAUACGUGUGUGCCUUUUCACAAAAAAGCUUCUCCAUUGAUUUCGCCUAAGACGACGAUAGUGAGUUUCCAAGACUACAUUACAUUUACUAGUUAAUAUUUUCCCUUCUCGAACAAGAAUGCAACAAACCAACAUAUGACCUCGAGGAUACACGUGAGACUCGUCGAUCCGUCAAAGACUUGAUCUUGCGCAUGCUAGAUAGAUAGAAGUGGCUUUCGCGAACAACAAAAACAAAUAUAUUUGUGAUCUCUGUGAGUGGCUCGCGAGGAAAAGCAUAUAUACAUAUAUAUUUACAAAAAUGCGACGCUGUAAUAUUUUUCUGGUAAGUGCGCACGCGCCGUUACGCAUCACUUGUAGUUCAUGUAUGAAAAAAAAAAAUAUAUAUAUACAGGGUGUCAAUUAAGUCCCGGGACGCCUGAAUAUUUUCUGAAGUACUUCAGUUCUGAAAAAGGUCAAGGUCAUUCCUUUAGUAACAUUCAACGCGGAAUCCGAUGGUGACCUUGGAUUUGACCUUGAGAUUAAACUUCAAGGUUAUUUCAAGGUCAACUUUAUUUUUUUAAAUGGGAACCCCUAUUUUUGACAACGGCAAUCGAAAGAGCGGAAAAUUUUACGUCCAAAACGGUAUUUUUAAAUUUUUUUCAUGGCCUUGAGAAGGUCGAUUUAAGGUCAAAUGCUUGAAAAACUGCCUAAAAGCGUUUUUUUAAUUUUUAAGAUAUCGAAAAAUGACCUCUACAAAAUUUGUUCAGAACAGAGUGGGCCACCCAAUGCACCAAAAACCUUUGACCUUUAACCUCAUUUUGAAGGUCAUUUCAAGGUCGAAGUGUUUUUUGUAAUGGAAACCCCUAUUUUUGACCCCGGAUUCGCAUAUAGCGCGAAAUCAGAAAGAAACAUUCAAAACGCAGUGAGUGGAAAAAACUUAUCCGGCAAAAAAACUGUACCUAUGUCUCUGCUUGCUCCUCAUUUAAAACAACUUGACUUUCGGUUUGGAUAACCCGUUACUUUAUUAUUCAAACAAUCAAAGGUCAAAGAUAAGGUCACUGUAACAUGCUCUCAGUAGAAUUUAAUAAAUUUAGCCCGAAACAUUUUGUAAAUGUUUCGCGAAUAAUAUUGGAUCUAAAUUUCACAUGACCUUAGCGAUGAACGUCGUGGAUCAAUCGAAACUCAACGUAAUACCUUAUCCAAACGUCGGAUUUCGCGCUAUGUGCUAAUCCGGGGUCAAAAAGAGGGGUUUCCAUUACAAAAAACACUUCGACCUUGAAAUGACCUUCAAAAUGAGGUUAAAGGUCAAAGGUUUUUGGUGCAUUGGGUGGCCCACUCUGUUCUAAACAAAUUUUGUAGAGGUCAUUUUUCGAUAUCUUAAAAAUUAAAAAAACGCUUUUAGGCAGUUUUUGAAGCAUUUGACCUUAAAUCGACCUUCUCAAGGCCAUGAAAAAAAAUUUAAAAAUACCGUUUUGGACGUAAAAUUUUCCGCUCUUUCGAUUGUCGUUGUCAAAAAUAGGGGUUCCCAUUUAAAAAAACAAAGUUGACCUUGAAAUAACCUUGAAGGUCAAUCUCAAGGUCAAAUCCAAGGUCACCAUCGGAUUCCGCGUUGAAAGUUACUAAAGGAAUGACCUUGACCUUUUUCAGAACUGAAGUACUUCAGAAAAUAUUCAGGCGUCCCGGGACUUAAUUGACACCCUGUAUAUAUAUAUAUAUAUAUAUAUAUAUAUAUAUAUAUUAAUACGUGUACGAGGUGGAAAAAGCAAGUUUUUGAGUACCUGCAGUCAAUUGACAGUUGUAAUCCUUAUACGAUUUGACGAGCACGUACGCAUAGACAACUUGCAGUUUAUUAUAUAUAGGAUUUAUCGUUGUGUAUAACGUUCAAAUAAUCAUUAAAAACAAACUGAUUGUACAAAAUUGCUCAAGCAAUGACAGAGCGCAUUAACAUGUAGUAUUUAAUUCAUUGCCAAUUUACUGGUGUUCCAACAGUAUUGACUUUGCAGAUUAACAACAAGCCUUGAGUCUUCCUUAAUUAUCUUUCUUUAUCAUUGUUUUGUUAUCAACUUUUUUUUUCAAGCAUUCUCAAGAAUGCAAUUAAUUUUGUAUCUUUUACAUGUAGCUUAAGCAACUUUGUUAUCUCAAUAUGCACUUUGACACUCACUAGCUUUUAGUUGUCUGCGUUUCAUUCUAAGUACUUGUUUUACUCAAGGGCUGUUCAAACAAAAACCUAUCUAGCUGAUAGUUUUUCAUAAUCAAAACAGUCUAUCUCCAUUAAAAAAUCUUCUAUCUAUCUAUGUUCAAUGUCAAAAAACUGUAAUAUAAUGAAACAAGUCCAGUACAUCUUGCUCGACCGUUAUACAUAUUUUCGAGGAGCUGAUGAUGGCUACAAAGAAAAAAUUAACAAAUAAAAUAUACAACAUAUGAUAUAACAGUGGAUAAAUCUAUUAUAUAUUAUAUAACGACAAGUAAAAAGAAGCAGAAAUUUAAAUGUAAAGCUGUUUAAAUGUGACGUAGAAAUGAAAAAUAUCGAUACGAUAUAUCUGUUCACGAUUGUUGGCAUUGAUUUUGAAAUAACACUCCAUAAUAUAUGUAGAAAAAAGACGCAGCUUCCAAGUUUUUUUCUUAAUGUGUUAAUUCGAUAUAUUGGCAGAGCUUUUAUCCGUAGUAUUCAAAGUAUCGAAGCGGAUAUGUCUAUUGAUUAGAAAAUGUUUGAGGAAUUAAUGUGCCCGCCAAACAGACUUAAAUUAGCCAAGUGUAAAAAUGAAACUGUUCGCGCAGGCAAAUCUUUGUUGUAUUGUGGUUAGCAAUCGAGCAUAAUUAAUCGUUACCUAGCUAAUUUGUUGAUUUUGAAGAAUAUGAUCUGUACAGAUUGUAAGUUGGACCCAAAGAGAUAUAUUGAUUACGAUGAUUUGAAUUAAAAUUUGAGUAUGUUCGUGUGAUUAUCUUCUAUUAGGUAAAUAAUGACUCCAAUUUUCUUGAAAAAAGAAAACGCAAAAUAGGUCGAAGGACGGCGUUACGUAUGCUUUCCAACGAUGACACGAGGAUUGCGCAGUUAUUUUUAAAUUUUUAUUUAAUUGAUUUUUCGUUUACGCACAUGCACGGGUGUAUUUCAAAAUCGAAAUAUCCUCAAACAUUGAAAAAUCGUUGAAUAAAUUAAAUAAAAAGAAAUCAUGGUCGUCGUUCCGUCGCUGUGUAGUGAUUGUAUAUCACAAAGGGAUAGCUCACGGCUGAAAACGAAGUGUACCACUAUGGAGUGAAUAAAAAAUAUUAUUAUCGUAA
This is a messenger RNA of Phymastichus coffea, 7501 nucleotides long. RefSeq lists its product as uncharacterized. The record is from RefSeq and is a predicted model, not a curated record. Bases 345 to 2840 code for a protein of 831 amino acids. Gene Ontology annotation, molecular function: transcription coactivator activity. NCBI's taxonomy places the organism in Eukaryota, Metazoa, Arthropoda, Insecta, Hymenoptera, Eulophidae. The transcript is spliced from 10 exons.